GUCUAUCUCUUGAGCUAACAGUUCAAUAUAAUACCAUAUGUGUAAUAUAUGUUUAUAACUAGAAAAUCUAUUUUAAUUAAUUAAUAUUUAUAAUUACAGUACACUUUACUCGUUGAUUGAGUUAAAAUUACAAAAAUUAUUAAUAAUAAUAAUUUUAACAGCUUUUCAAAUGGAUGGCAAAAAAAUUUUGGGCUCAAAUAUUGCCAAAGAGUUUAUAAAAGAAUUACAAAAAACAAUAUAUGAAAACAAAAUCGACGUAAAAUUGGUGACAUUUUUGGCCAAUGAUGAUCCGGCGGCUGAAAAAUAUGCCGAAGUGACAGCCAAAGCCUGUGCCGAAACUGGUGUCAAAUAUGAGUUGAGGAAAAUCAAUCGGGAGAUACUCGAGGACGCUAUCAUUGAGGCGAACAACGACCCGAUGAUUCACGGCAUACUUGUCUACUAUCCGGUAUUCGGCGGCGGUCACGACCAGUACAUCCAAAACUGUGUCAAUCCGGCCAAAGAUGUCGAAGGUCUGUGCCAUACCUAUCGGUUCAAUAUGUAUAACAAUCGCCGCUUUUUGAAUGGUGUUGAGUCACUCAAGUCUAUCAUCCCGUGCACACCGUUAGCCGUGGUUAAGAUUCUUGAAUAUUGUAAUGUGUAUGAUAUGAACAAGUCUUAUGGCAAUCAUUUGAGUGAUAAGAUUAUCACAAUAAUCAAUAGAAGUGAAGUAGUGGGUCGACCACUGGCCGCCCUGUGCGCCAAUGACGGCGCCAAAGUGUACUCCAUAGACAUCGGCGAUAUACUAGAGUUUGAUAGAGGCCACAACUUGCAACUCCCGAAAUAUCGGGUACACGAUAGCGACAAACGCUUAGAAGACAUUCUGCCGAUCAGCGAUGUUGUAGUCACUGGUGUACCGAAUCUCAAAUAUAAAGUGUCCACCGAUUUACUCAAACCGGGCGUUAUUGCCAUCAAUUUUUCCAGUUGUAUGAACUUCGAGGACAAUGUCGUGUCGCGGGCGUCCAUAUUUGUGCCGGCAAUCGGUAAAGUGACCACAACUAUGUUGCAGAGAAAUCUAUUGAGACUGAAGAAGCAUCAAAUGAAUUGGAGUAUUAAAUAUCAAAAUCUAACCGAUCAGUGAUCGUAAAAAAUUUGUUUAUUGAUUGAUUCAUAUCUAGUAUUUUUAUGCCAUAAUUUAAUAUAUUGAGAAAAAUAAUGUUAUUUUUAUUUUAUUACCGUAUAUACGGUAUUGUUAUAUAAUUUUUGUUUUAGUGAAAUUAUUUUUAUUACCAGUUAUAUCAAAAAUGGUAUUAUAAUAACUGUAAAUAAUAAAACAUCAAUAC
Messenger RNA from Oppia nitens, 1319 nucleotides. RefSeq lists its product as uncharacterized. Lineage: Eukaryota; Metazoa; Arthropoda; Arachnida; Sarcoptiformes; Oppiidae. The record is from RefSeq and is a predicted model, not a curated record. The coding region runs from base 170 to 1117 and encodes 315 amino acids. The transcript has 3 exons. Gene Ontology annotation, cellular component: cytosol. Gene Ontology annotation, biological process: purine nucleobase biosynthetic process. Gene Ontology annotation, molecular function: methylenetetrahydrofolate dehydrogenase (NAD+) activity; methylenetetrahydrofolate dehydrogenase (NADP+) activity.